Cylas formicarius (sweet potato weevil) is the source of this 1122-nucleotide messenger RNA. Its product is annotated as homeobox protein homothorax-like. The coding region runs from base 312 to 1007 and encodes 231 amino acids. The transcript is spliced from 8 exons. The record is from RefSeq and is a predicted model, not a curated record. Lineage: Eukaryota; Metazoa; Arthropoda; Insecta; Coleoptera; Brentidae.
CGGAACGCGCAAGAACUCCGCACGCGCUUCGGACGGCACGGCGCUGAACGAAAAUUUACACACCGACCCCAUGAAUGUGCCGCCGGCUAACCAUCUCCGACGCUAACCAGCAGGCAGCACGUGGGUAAUUUCCAGUGUGACAGUGAAGUGAGACGAAAAAGUGAUUUAUUGGAGAGUGUGUAAACAGUGCGCGACGGUGACUCGAUUACACACAACCCCGAAAUAGUGGUGCGGGCAGCGCGAGUUCAUGGCUCAGCCACGGGUGUAACUUGUAGAGGACAGGCGGAAAGAUAGUGACGCGAAAUUUCGCCAUGGAUGUCCUACAGAAAAACUACGACGAUGGCAUCCACCCGGGCUACAUGGACAGCGGCGCCGCGGGCGGUAUGUACGAGCCCCAUGUGGCGCAUCGGCCCAGCAUCCCGGGUCUGCACCAUUCGCCGCACCUGAACCACGCCAUGCAUCCGUACCACGCAAACCAUGUGAACCCGACGGCGAACCAUGUUAUGGGCGGCGCGGUGCCAGACGUCGGCAAACGCGACAAAGACGCCAUCUACGGACAUCCCCUCUUCCCCCUAUUAGCCCUAAUCUUCGAAAAAUGCGAGCUGGCAACGUGUACGCCUAGGGAGCCCGGGGUUGCCGGUGGAGACGUAUGCUCAUCCGAGUCAUUUAACGAAGACAUAGCCGUUUUUUCUAAACAAAUACGACAAGAAAAACCUUAUUAUAUAGCCGACCCCGAAGUAGACUCAUUAAUGGUCCAGGCCAUACAAGUACUUAGGUUUCAUCUGCUCGAGUUAGAAAAGGUUCAUGAAUUGUGUGACAAUUUCUGUCACAGGUAUAUUAGUUGUUUAAAAGGCAAAAUGCCCAUAGACUUAGUGAUAGACGAGAGGGAUAGUGGCAAACCGCCCGAACUGACGGGCUCGACGAAUGGCGACGGAGGCACACGAAGCAAUGCGGAUUCCACCUCGCACACGGAUGGAGCCAGCACGCCAGAUGUCUAUUGUUUCUGAUUGCAGCGACCCCCAUCGUCGUCGCUGAGCUACGGGGGUCCUGUGAACGACGACGUCAGGUCGCCCGGGACGCCUGGACCCCUCUCGCAGCCGCCCGCCUCGCAGCAAAGCCUCG